Mizuhopecten yessoensis (Yesso scallop) is the source of this 1396-nucleotide messenger RNA. Its product is annotated as UDP-glucose 4-epimerase-like. The coding region runs from base 146 to 1306 and encodes 386 amino acids. The record is from RefSeq and is a predicted model, not a curated record. The transcript is spliced from 2 exons. Gene Ontology annotation, molecular function: UDP-glucose 4-epimerase activity. Gene Ontology annotation, biological process: beta-D-galactose catabolic process via UDP-galactose, Leloir pathway. Gene Ontology annotation, cellular component: cytosol. NCBI's taxonomy places the organism in Eukaryota, Metazoa, Mollusca, Bivalvia, Pectinida, Pectinidae.
AUCGGCGGAACAUGUGGCCAUGAACCCCCUUCAGGAGCCCCGUGAUAUCCGACACCGCGAGCUGGCACGUCAUCAGACUGAUUUCCGCAGCUGUAAUGUUUAUGGAUGUUGCGAUGGGAUUUGAAUAAAAGACUGAUGCACAACAAUGGAAGGAUGGAAGCUGCUCAUAGCAUUUGGCUGGCUGGUUUCUACAAGUGAAGGUGAUGAUCCCAAAAACAUUCUUAUACUGGGAGGAAAUGGAUUUAUUGGAGCUGCAACGUCCGAGAGAUUGAUUGCAAAAGGCAAUAAUCUGGUACUUCUAAAUCGGGGCAACUGGUAUUGGGAUUCACAGUUCACUGUGAAGCCUCAUGUUAAACACCUUACUUGUGAUCGUCAACGUCAGCUACUCUAUUGUGAAGAUUUACACCGUUUGAAAGACACUGUAUACUUUGAUGUGGUUAUAGAUUUCAGUGCAUACCAUUUUGAGGCUGUUGAAGAUGUUCUCGAGUUACUGAAAGGCAAGAUUGGCAGAUAUAUCUACAUCAGUUCCGAUUCUGUGUACGAGGUCUGCCAGAAAAACCAUUCCGAACCAAGUCAGGAAAGUGAUGCCGUUCGUCCAUUUACUUCAGAGGAAAGGCUACUAAUGACUGGUAAGGAUGAUUAUGGUCAUAGAAAACUGGAAUGUGAGGAAGUGCUCGUCAAACAGAGAAAGGAAGGUGGAGUUCCAUAUGUUUUGCUAAGAUUACCAGAUGUGAUUGGUCCUAGGGACAACACAUAUCGCUGGUGGAUGUAUCAAAUGUGGCUUAAACUUUCCGGGUAUCUUGAAAGACAAAUCUCAAUUCCAAAGUUUCUCUUGAAUCAGAAAUUAAGCUUUGUGUAUUCUCUUGAUGUCGCAGAUAUGUUGGUACAGCUUACUGAUAGUGAUCUCAAAAACUUUGAUAAUGCCUACAAUCUGGGUACAGAUGAAAUGCCUACCUUACUGGAAGUGUUGGAAUCAAUGAGAAAACAUCUGAGAGUAGAGAAUAUCCCUAUACCUGUUAAUGAUAGUAAUGAUGCAAUAUAUCUGUUUCCUUCUGUAAAACUUGGACCAAUAGAUUCAAGUAAAGCAAAAACACUAUUAAACUGGAGACCAACCUCCUUCGAUAAUAUUUCUAAGCAAACAAUCAGUUUUUACGAGUCUGCCAUCAGAAAUAAAGAUUUUGACUUGGCUCGAAAAGAAAUUAUCAAAAAUAUGCAAGCAUACUUCACCAAGCAGCCACAUAAUGUGUUGUAUGGUCUGAACGGAGUGUAUGGGAUAAAGUACCCAGAUACACACGAAGAACUUUAGGUAUAUAGACUAGCUAGUGAUAAAUCCAUCCUUAUUUCAUGCAUCAAGAUUUUCAUUUUAUGUUUUUAGAAUAAAUUAUUCUAAAAGUUC